UCAUUCAACCGACAUUUAAUGGACAGUCUGUCUGUGAAGAUCAUUGAGCUAAACAGUAGUAUUCCAUCGGAAAAAAGCCUCGACGAGUCCACUGAUGACGAUAGUGCUGUAGGGUACAGUAGGCACCAAGUACAGUUUACAUCUUGUUUGAUUACUUUGAGAACAUUGGCGAAAUUCCUUGGCUAUCUUGUGUUUUUACCGUAUCAUCAAAAUGAAGAAUUACCAGCUACAACUAAAGAAACAAUCAUAAGAACCAGAAAUCAGAUGACUCCAGAUCUUGAUGUCAUGCACUACCUAAAGAAAGCACGUGACGAAGGAAGACUUGUACUGACGAUACCUUGGGUUAUUGAAUAUCUGAGUAUGAUUGAUGCAAUCAGUCCAUCACUUCAUUAUUAUGCUCAAGUAUUUCACUUCUUAUAUCACAUAUACAGAAAAGAGCUGCCUUCAAUAAACAAGAAUCGGGAGAAUUUAUUGUUAACUACUGGUUUAGGGUGGUUGUUUGAGAUGCCAGUUAUUCCUGAUGCAAUGUUUGCCAAAUACACCGAGUUUAGCGACAGGCACUCUUCAUUGAAGAUAGCGACAAGGACCAACUCCUUUACGGGGACUGAUAUGGACAUGGUUGAUCAACAUCUUCUGUACACGUGUUGUCCAUAUCUUGGUGAGCUUCGGGUAAUUCUUGCAGAAGCUGUUGUGGGAAAGGCUAAGAAAAGAGGUCAAAUGAAGAAAAUUAAACCAAUUAGUGCAGAUUUUAUGGAACCAACGAUCAAAUCGUCACCUCUUCAGACUCAACUUGAGGAAAACUUCUUUCGGAAUCAACCGGAACAUUUGAAAAAAGAUGUUGAUUUCAUAACGUUAAGGAUAUAUCACAAUAUGAUACAGUUGUUAAAGGAUUGUGUAAUCUCGUCGGAACACGAGCAAGCGAAACAAGAUAUGUUGAAUACGAACUUGUUUAAAGAUAUAAGAGAUUGGCGUGAUGUGAAUAAGGAUGAAUUCAAGGAGAAACACAAGGUGUUGCUCAUGAAGAUUAGUGAUAGAAUGACAGAUGGAGUUAUGGAAAGAAUUUCCAACGAAGUUAACAAGAACUGCAAGUCGCGGUCGAUCAUGGCUGUUCGAAGUUUAGCAUCGCAUGACAUGAAUGAAAUAGUCAUAAAGACUGUUGCUGGACUCGUCCACAAGUCGGCGAUGAGUAAACUAAUACAAUGGAUCCAUCAAAAUCUUAGUGGCAUUGUCGAUAAAACUAUACGUAAGGACGUGGAUAAAAUGAUUGCAAAAGAGCAAAAUCUUGAUUUGAAUUCCUACCGUCUACAUGCAAACGAUCCUGAGCAUCCUUUUAAUUGGUUUUAUCAACAUCUUCUUCACAAAAACUCUGAUACGAAACAUUCGGAAGACGAACGCACCAAAAUUACUGCAAAAGAGUGAUGGCGAAUGGAAAUGGAUACUGGAAUGUACGGAAAAUAUUAAAUUGUUGUUAGUAAAGUCGCACCAAAAUUACUGCAAAAGAGACAUGGCGUAUAGAAAUGGAUACUGGAAUGUACGGAAAAUAAUAAAUUGUUGUUAGUAAAGUCUCUGAGGUGAAUUAGAAGAAACAUGGAUCUUUGGUUGCAUUGAGAAAUUCCAAGGAAACGUUUAUCUAUGAAGAAGGAAUCACAGCCUCUCCGUAGAACAUAAAAAGAAUUGGAAUAUAUCAUUUUGGACUUUUUAUAUUUAGUAAUUUAGUGAGCUUUGUACAUGUACAGUCAUUUAUUUUUAUCUAUCAACAAAUUAUUUUUGAGACAAUGAAAAGCGCAACUUUUCUAUUGAGCUCACGACGAACCUUUGAUAAAAAGUUAAAAUUUUAAAUUAACCUUUCUCCCCCGCUGAAGGUUUCGAUGAUGAUAUAAGAAAAUCUUUGUAAUUAAAAUAUCAUGCAAAUUUCAA
This is a messenger RNA of Xenia sp. Carnegie-2017, 1917 nucleotides long. Its product is annotated as codanin-1-like. Gene Ontology annotation, cellular component: nucleus. The record is from RefSeq and is a predicted model, not a curated record. Gene Ontology annotation, biological process: chromatin organization. Bases 19 to 1419 code for a protein of 466 amino acids. The transcript has 15 exons. NCBI's taxonomy places the organism in Eukaryota, Metazoa, Cnidaria, Anthozoa, Malacalcyonacea, Xeniidae.